This is a messenger RNA of Labrus bergylta (ballan wrasse), 1589 nucleotides long. Lineage: Eukaryota; Metazoa; Chordata; Actinopteri; Labriformes; Labridae. The record is from RefSeq and is a predicted model, not a curated record.
GAGGGGUGCAUUUCUGGACAUAACACCAGCAGUCUACAUUACUACUUUGACCCAUCAGAGUCCUCGGUAGACUUCCACAACGAUCCAACAGCUCCAGGAUGAUUCACGUUUCCAACAGACGGUCCCUUCACUAUCAGCAUGGUGCCUUCACUGACCUGGUGUUCUACACUGUUGUCUUCCUCGCCCUGAUGAACUCAUGUAGAGCUCAGUCUGAGGUGAUCGUUCCAUCUCAGCCAGUAGUUUCAUUGGUGGGUGAAGACAUUAUUCUGCCAUGUCACCUGGACCCCGUCAUGAAUGCUUUUGACAUCACUGUGGAGUGGGCGAGACCUGACCUGAACCCCAGAUUUGUCCUGGUGUGGCGUCACGGCGAAGAACUGAAGACUAAAAAACAUCCGUCCUUCAGUGGAAGAACAUCAGUGUUCAUCGAUGAGCUGGAGAAGGGAAACAUCUCACUGAAACUCUCCAAAGUUAAAGUCUCUGAUGAGGGAGGAUACAAAUGCUUCCUGCCUACAUUGUCAAAAACCUCCACUGUUCAGCUUGUUGUAGGUUCUGUCUCCUCACCUGUUGUUCAGAUGACCAAAAACAACAAUGGAGUGUUGUUAGAGUGUGAGUCUGCAGACUGGUAUCCAGAGCCAGAGAUGUUUUGGCUGGACGGCGAGGGAAACCUCCUCUCUGCUGAACCCACUGAGACAGUCAGAGGUCCUGAUGGUCUCUACACUGUCAGCAGCAGAGUGACUGUGGAGAAGAGACAUGGGAGGAAGUUCACCUGUAGAGUCACACAGAGGAAGAUCAACCAGACCAGAGAGAAGCACCUCACUAUUCCAGAUAAUUUCUUUGUGGCCCCCUACUCCCAGUCCCUCCAGUCCUCCCAGUCCUCCUGGUACUCAGCAUGUUGUUAUCGGCGCUGUGAUUGGCUGUGCUGCUUUGCUGUUCAUUCCUGCGAUCAUCUUUGUUGUGUGGAGACGGAGACAAAAGAAAUUCAAAAACAAGAAGAGGAGACGUGAGGAUGGAAGUGAACACUCUGAGGAAGAAAAACCAGUCACAUCUAAAAGUGAUAAAACAGGAUUUCAGGUUGUGAAUGAAGGAGAAAAAGAAAAACUUCCACUCAUUUCAGUUAAAGAAGAAGAGAAUAAUGCUGACAAAACAGAAGAAAAGAGUGAGACUGAAGAUGAGAUUGUGACAGAACCAGAGCCAGUAAAAGACAUCGUCUCUGCAGCAGGAAAACGUGAAACGAAGGAAACAGAUCUACCUGAGAUUCUAAAAGAAGAAGAAACAAACCAAGAGCAGGAACAGGGACAAAGACGAGAAACAAAUGAUGGAGACGAGAGUGAAGAGGAGACAGUGAAACCAGUUAGAGACGAUUCAGGACUUUCAAUACAAAUAAAACACAUCAAAACCGAUCAGUUGAUUGAGAGGGAAGAGACACAGCAAGAGGCAUUGAGUGAUGAAGACGAGAAAGAGACAAAAACUGAGAAGGAGAGACCAAAGAUGGAUUAUAGGGAGGAGCAGACAAAUAAAGGAGUCUCUGGAUCGACAGGACAGAAGAAGCAAAAGGAGAAAGGAAUCAAACUGAAGGCAGAUAGAGAGAG